Messenger RNA from Naegleria fowleri, 1182 nucleotides. RefSeq lists its product as uncharacterized. The record is from RefSeq and is a predicted model, not a curated record. The coding region runs from base 1 to 1182 and encodes 393 amino acids. The transcript has 2 exons. Lineage: Eukaryota; Heterolobosea; Eutetramitea; Acrasida; Naegleriidae.
AUGAACGAUCUAUUGUCAUUGGAUACUUCAGAGUCACUUUCUGAAGAGAUUUCAAAGAAUAUCAAUCAUGAAAAGUCAAAUGUCACUUCUCGAAAACUCUCUCUUUUUCAUGAAAGAGAUUAUUACACUCUUCUUCCAAAAUAUCCAAGUGCUAAAGAAAAAUCAAGUGGUGCAGGAUAUGCCAUCAAAUCCUCCAAACGAUGGAUCGAACAUUCCACCUAUGUCUAUGCUCAAGAGAAAAUUGAUGGCUCUCAGUUGUCAUUCAUGCUGACAAAUGUCAAUGAUGAUGAAAAUAAGGACCAAGCACUUUCCAAUCAAGAAGAAAGAGGUCCAAGAAUGAAAUUAAUUUAUCGAACAAAAAGGUCAAUCUCCAAUGACGUUUUCUUUGAAAAUGCCAUCAAAGGUAUUACUGAAAUUCAACAUUUACUUUUCCCAAAUUAUAUCUAUCGAGGUGAAACCAUUACUCGUUAUAGACAUUGUCGAAAUUAUUUGCUGCCAGAUGAAAUUGAAAUGGAAGCAAAACGAUUGGGAUUGAUGUGUGCUCAAAUUGUGUAUCGUGGUUUGUUGGAUUUUGAAAAGUUGAAAUAUUUGUGUAAUAAUACCAAAUCUCAAUUGGGUGGAUAUGCCAUGAUGGAAGGUUUGGUUGUGAAACAAUAUGUAGAUCACACCACCAUGACAGUUGACAGCUCUUUGAAAACAGAUGAAAUGGAUGGUCUUGGUGACAUUCAAAUGGUCUCUUUCAAAAUGGUUUCUAAACGUUACAAGGAAACAAAGAAAGCCAAACAUCUCAAAGAAGAAAAAGAUGUUGACACCAAAUUGAAAACUAUUGCUCAAAGUGUCUGCACUCCAUCGAGAUGGGAAAAAGCCAUGAUUCGUUAUCUUGAAGAAGGUGGUGACAUGAAUCAUAUAGAUUUGAGUGGUAUUCUGUGUUUGGAAAUUAAGAAGGAUAUCAUUAAGGAAGAGAAUGAUUCCAUUCAAAAGUUGUUGAAAGAGUGUGACAUGGAAUGUACAGAUGGUGUGGUGGAUAUGAUUUUGGAAUUUGCAGUGGAAGGUGUCAAGGAAUGGGCUAAACAAUAUGUCAAGGAAAUUGCAUCCACUUUCUUGAAUGAUUCGAUCCUAUCAACAGAAACAACCAAUUCUGUUGUGGAAUUGGCAACACCAAUAUUAUUGGUGAAUAAAUGA